GUUACAGAAACAGCAGUAGCAAACAACCCUCAACCACGGUACUCCAAGGCUAGCUGCAGUAACCCCAGCAGACAAGCUCCCAGCAACAGGCAAUCGCAGCCGUAUCGCGUAAUCCACAAAGACGCGGCACACUUCACCAUGUUCCCCACCACCCACCCUUGAGCCACCCCAACGUCGCCUUCUCAACACCAGCCUUGGAGAACGCGUCAAUCGCGACCUUCUAUACCUCCUCCACUACGCUUCCUACACACCCUCGACAAUACACCGCAAUGUCCACAUCCACCAAUCGUCCCCUCGCGGUGCCCAAAUCGCGAGUCGCCGCCCCGAAACCAACAACAGGCAAACACCCAUCUCGAGCCAGCAUAUCAGACCAAGGAGCAGAAGAACAAGACCUCCCCUACGAAGAGCGCGAGAUAAGGAAUCAAGCCGCUCGCGUGCUGGCUAAUGAUGAAAUGUUGCUUUGGCUGAGCAGACAGAGGAAUGAGUCGGUACUCCAAACACGGAUUUACUGCGAAGCGAGAGCUGCGGGACUGAAAGACGACAUGUUGAAAUUCGACUAUGCGAUGGAUCUGAGUGAGGAGAAUAAGAUCAGUGCGAAGAGCCCUGCUGCAAAAGGCACCGCGCGUGUGGUUUCUGGGUCUGGCAAAAACCCAGGGUCACCGGCGAGUAGCAAGAAAGAUAGGGAAAGAGAACGAGACAGAGGGAGAAGAAGCACUGGAUCUGCCAGGUGAAAAGAGACGAGGAGAAGACAUUUCGUGCGUUUUGGAUUUUCAUGAUACCCCUUUGGUAAUUGCUUUCAUACACUUGUUUGCCGUUAUAGUUCGUUGUCAAUGAAGACGUUCUAGAUAUAUACUUGCAGUCUUGACUGCGUUGCGGCUCAGCCCACCAAGGCAGCCUUUCCACCACCGUAUUUGCCCUGUGGUCCGUCAAGAUGUGCGUCCAGCACAGCGCAGGUACCGCCUUUGACCGCCUCAAUGGCUUCGGGAAGCAGUCUUGCCAAUUCAUCAACA
Aureobasidium pullulans EXF-150 is the source of this 1010-nucleotide messenger RNA. RefSeq lists its product as uncharacterized. Lineage: Eukaryota; Fungi; Ascomycota; Dothideomycetes; Dothideales; Saccotheciaceae. The record is from RefSeq and is a predicted model, not a curated record. The transcript is spliced from 2 exons. The coding region runs from base 270 to 731 and encodes 153 amino acids.